Messenger RNA from Octodon degus (degu), 1842 nucleotides. It is a transcript of the gene Sf3a3, whose product is annotated as splicing factor 3a subunit 3. The record is from RefSeq and is a predicted model, not a curated record. The coding region runs from base 412 to 1842 and encodes 476 amino acids. Lineage: Eukaryota; Metazoa; Chordata; Mammalia; Rodentia; Octodontidae. Gene Ontology annotation, molecular function: zinc ion binding; RNA binding. Gene Ontology annotation, cellular component: nucleus; spliceosomal complex. Gene Ontology annotation, biological process: mRNA splicing, via spliceosome. The transcript is spliced from 16 exons.
GUUUUCAAACUGAAAACUACAGACUCAAGUUUGUUUCCCAACUCAUACGUAUUCCCUGAUUACUCAUGCCACACGUGUCCCUGACUGCCCAGUUGCCCCCAGAUUAUAUCAGGAGGCCAGCAGUCACUAGUCUUAAGGUUCCUAGAUUUUUGUGUUCCUCUUAGAAGGAUCUGAGAGCUACUGGGCAUCACGCCGCUACACCCCGGACCAGCAGGGGGCACUGUUGCCAUCUCGGUAGCACACACCGGCUCUUCUUGUGGUGCUCAUUUUUCCUGGAGUCCCCGAAGCACUUCCGGUACGAGCGGAACUUUGGUGAGGCCGGAUGCGCAGCACUGCGACGCAGGCACGCGAGGCGGCAGGAGCUGUUUCCGGUCGCGGCCGUGGCCUGAAUUGUGCCUCCGCCAAGGAACUAUGGAGACAAUUCUCGAGCAGCAGCGGCGGUACCAUGAGGAGAAGGAACGGCUUAUGGACGUAAUGGCUAAAGAGAUGCUCACUAAGAAGUCUACGCUCCGGGACCAGAUCAAUUCCGACCAUCGCACUCGCGCCAUGCAAGAUAGGUACAUGGAGGUCAGUGGGAACCUGAGGGAUUUGUAUGAUGACAAGGAUGGGUUACGAAAGGAGGAGCUCAAUGCUAUUUCAGGACCGAAUGAAUUUGCUGAAUUCUAUAAUAGACUCAAACAAAUAAAGGAAUUCCACCGGAAGCACCCGAAUGAUUUGGUGGAGUUCACAGAUGAAGAGGGAUAUGGCCGUUACCUUGAUCUCCAUGACUGUUACCUCAAGUAUAUUAAUCUGAAGGCAUCGGAGAAGCUGGAUUAUAUCACAUACCUGUCUAUCUUUGACCAGUUAUUUGACAUUCCUAAAGAAAGGAAGAAUGCAGAAUACAAGAGAUACCUUGAAAUGCUGCUUGAAUAUCUUCAGGAUUACACUGACAGAGUGAAGCCCCUCCAAGAUCAGAAUGAGCUUUUUGGGAAGAUACAGACUGAAUUUGAGAAAAAAUGGGAGAACGGCACCUUUCCUGGCUGGCCGAAAGAAACAAGCAGCGCCCUGACGCAUGCUGGCGCCCAUCUUGACCUGUCUGCAUUUUCCUCCUGGGAGGAGUUGGCCUCUCUGGGUCUAGACAGAUUGAAGUCUGCCCUCUUAGCUUUAGGCCUGAAAUGCGGCGGCACCCUUGAAGAGCGAGCCCAGAGGUUAUUUAGCACCAAAGGGAAGUCCUUGGAAUCACUCGAUACCUCCCUGUUUGCCAAAAACCCCAAAUCAAAGGGCACCAAGCGAGAUACUGAGAGGAACAAAGACAUUGCUUUCCUAGAAGCCCAGAUCUACGAAUAUGUCGAGAUUCUUGGGGAACAGCGACAGCUCACUCAUGAAAAUGUACAACGCAAGCAAGCCAGAACAGGAGAAGAGCGAGAGGAGGAGGAGGAGGAGCAGAUCAGUGAGAGUGAAAGUGAAGAUGAGGAGAAUGAGAUCAUUUACAACCCCAAAAACCUGCCCCUGGGCUGGGAUGGCAAACCCAUCCCCUACUGGCUGUAUAAGCUGCAUGGCCUAAAUAUCAACUACAAUUGUGAGAUUUGUGGAAACUACACCUACCGAGGGCCUAAGGCCUUCCAGCGGCACUUCGCCGAAUGGCGUCACGCUCAUGGCAUGAGAUGUUUGGGCAUUCCAAACACUGCUCACUUUGCUAAUGUGACACAGAUUGAAGAUGCUGUCUCUUUGUGGGCCAAGCUGAAACUGCAGAAGGCUUCAGAACGAUGGCAGCCUGACACUGAGGAAGAGUAUGAAGACUCCAGUGGGAAUGUUGUAAAUAAGAAAACAUAUGAGGAUCUGAAAAGAGAAGGACUACUGUAG